UAUGAUAAUAAAGAAAGCUUAAAGUUUACUUUCCGUGGUUCUUGAAAUCAUUGAAACAUCGACUUCAAAGUAGAACGCGAUGAAGAAAAAAUAUGCUAUUUUGAUCUUAUUCUUCGCAAUAACAUUUAUAUUACAAACUAACUUGGUUGACACCGAAUACGCGAACUGUCAAAAUCAACAGUUUUCAUUCAUCGAUGACAAGUGCAUAGUCACUAGAGCAGACGGUACCGAGAUCGUCUGCCAAAAAGAAAUUCUCAACACAAGCCUUAGAAUAACUAUCAAAGUCAAGAAGUGUGAUGCUCCUAUCGCUCUUGAUGUCAGUAUUGAGGCUUCAGGAUAUGAAGGGUUUGAACAGUUCACCUCAAGCCAGAUGUCACGUGACAUACGUCACUUGGGGGACCAGAACACCAAACUGAGGCUGAGAGUAUCGUUAGACAAUACUACAACGAGAAUUGGACUCAAGAUUAAUAUGAUCACUGGAUAUGUACGACAUGGGGCAUUCAACAUCAGCUCAUCAACUCCUCUUGUUUACGGCGGCUUGAAGCGCACUGUAAAUGAAUGCGCUCCUUCGAUCAAAAGAGGAAAUGAUAUUCUUAGCGGCGGAGAGAUAGCAGGGGUAGUUGUAGGAUGUAUGAUUGGAUUUGUCCUGUUGUGCGUCCUAUGCUUCUGGCUUGUUUCGUUCUCUAUCUCAGGAAUUUUUUGUAAUGAACUUGAUGGCGGUGUUUAAGGCCUUAAAAAAUGGUCCAACCUGUUAAUCGAGUCAAACUAGAUUUUCUUGAUUUUGGUGUUGGGUAAUUAUAACUUUCCUUAGUACAACUAAACUAUGGAUUAAACGCUACUCAAUUUUGGUCAGCGGUACGCCGAAAUGAUUGAAUUUGAUUGGCUGAAAACAUUAAGCCAUUACCAGCAAUGUUACAGGUCGUGAAACUAGGUAUAGUUGGAGGCACAUUCUAUUUCAUGUCAUCACAAGCCUACAGCAAACUUAACUUCAGGUAAAAGAGCCUUUAUGAUAGCUCUUACCUGAUAGGAAUAAGAUUGCAACAUCGUUAAUUAGCCUCAAGAAUCUUUUAAUAUAUAUUUUUUCAAAUUAGUAUCAUUUUAACUAUCAUAUUUAUGACAUUUAUGACAUUAUGACUAUGUUUUUUAUCAAUAUUAUUAGUUUAUGUAAAUAGGAUGUAGUUUCAAUAUUUUAGAUUUUAUAUUGUAAAUUUUUUGUAGUACACAAGGCCCCUCUGGAUACCAGCCAAGUUGCGGAUUGGGCUAAAGUUUUCCUAACUUUAAAUAAAGUUUACCUAACUUUAAAUAAAGUUUACCUUAAUUACUUUACCGGCGGGUCUUUAGUCAAUUAAAGGUAAUAUGAAGACACGUCUACGACACGAGUGAAAAACGUCUGCGCAUGCUCUGAAUCCGUAUGCAAAUUAGUCAAAACAUAAGUAAACUUGACUUUCAA
Molecule: messenger RNA, 1450 nt
Organism: Actinia tenebrosa (Australian red waratah sea anemone)
Lineage: Eukaryota; Metazoa; Cnidaria; Anthozoa; Actiniaria; Actiniidae
Source: RefSeq, a predicted model, not a curated record